AUGGAGAGGCACAAAGAAAUAAUGUUUAAGAGAUUUGCAAAAGACAUAGACUUGGACGGUUUAGUUAACUUUGCAAAACAAUUUGAGCCACAUGUCCGUGCUUCUUAUUUUGAGAGCAUCAACUCCAGCAAGGAGGAUCUUGUGAAACUGAUAUUAGUCGAUUCUGCCUUCAUCAUUCACCUCUUUAUGAUGCGCUAUAGACGUCACAUGGAAGGCGAUGCUAAACUAUCACAAACACGGCUAGGGGAGGAUAUAUUUGGUUAUUUACUUUUACUAGAGAAUCAACUUCCAUUCUUUUUCCUUGAAGAGCUAUACAAUAUAGCCUUUCCUUAUAAUUGUAGAGGUGAUCUCCCUUCAUUUCUUGAGCUUACAUAUUCCUAUUUUAACCGUCUUAACAUGCAAGAGUUAGAGCCUAAACACAAGAUAAAGCAUUUCACAGAUCUUCUCAGAUUAUUUUACUUACCAACAACCCAACCGAGAAGGAAUGAAUUGAAAGAAGAUGGAUCUGAUAUGCUUAGGUAUAGUGCAAAUGAGUUACAAGAGGCAGGAGUGAAGGUGGAGGUUAGCAAAAGUAAGUGCUUACUAAACUUGGAAUUUUCAAUACCUGUUCUACAUAUUCCUCAAAUUAAAGUCGAAGAUAUGACUGAAAUUUUGUUCCAUAAUGUGAUGGCUUUAGAACAGUAUCAUUAUCCAUUUAAAACAUAUUUUCAUGACUAUAUGUUUAUUUUGGACAACCUAGUUAACACAAAUAAAGAUGUGGAAGUUCUUGCUCAUGAAAAGAUUAUCAACAACUGGCUAGAUGAUCCCAAAGAGGUUGCUACAUUAUUUAACGGUCUUGAUAAAAAUAUAAAUCACUACAAUUUCGAUAAAGAACAUUUUGACAUUUCCAAAAGUUUGAAUGAGUUUUAUGAAGAUCCUUGGCACAAGAGAAAGGCAACUUUGAGGAGAGAUUACUGCAACACACCCUGGCAAACUGUGGCUUCUAUUGCUGCAAUCAUACUGCUCAGUCUCACCAUCAUUCAAACCCUAUGUUCCAUCCUCCAAGCUGUACAAAAGUAG
Neltuma alba is the source of this 1059-nucleotide messenger RNA. RefSeq names its product UPF0481 protein At3g47200-like. Lineage: Eukaryota; Viridiplantae; Streptophyta; Magnoliopsida; Fabales; Fabaceae. The transcript has a single exon. Bases 1 to 1059 code for a protein of 352 amino acids. The record is from RefSeq and is a predicted model, not a curated record.